Molecule: messenger RNA, 4569 nt
Organism: Knipowitschia caucasica
Lineage: Eukaryota; Metazoa; Chordata; Actinopteri; Gobiiformes; Gobiidae
Source: the annotation of a GenBank genome assembly
AUGAAGCAUGACCGCCGAAGCGACCCUGGGAGCAUAGGGGGGCGGGACAAAAGAGGAGGACCAAUCCUGACGUUUCCCGCCAGAAGUAACCACGACCGAAUAAAGCACGAUGAACUGAAGAGGCUGGUGACGUAUCUGUCCACUGUUCCCAGUGAGGACGUGUGUAAGCGUGGCUUCACUGUGAUCAUUGACAUGCGCGGGUCCAAGUGGGAGUUGAUCAAGCCCCUUCUGAAGACCCUGCAGGAGGCCUUCCCCGCAGAGAUCUGUGUGGCUCUCAUCAUCAAACCAGACAACUUCUGGCAGAAACAGAAGACCAACUUUGGCAGCGCUAAGUUCUCUUUUGAGACCAGUAUGGUGUCGGUGGAGGGUUUGGCAAAGCUGGUGGAUCCCUCUCAGCUCACGGACGAUUUCGAAGGUUCCCUGGACUAUAACCACGACGAGUGGAUUGAUCUGCGGGUGUCUUUGGAGGAGUUCAUGUCCAACGCGGUUCACCUUCUGUCUCGACUGGAGGACCUGCAGGAGCUUCAGUCAAAGAAGGAGUUUCCGGCAGAUGUGGAGGGAUCACGGCGGCUCAUAGAGGAACACACACAGCUGAAAAAGAAGGUGCAGAAGGCGCCCGUGGAGGAGCUGGACCGAGAAGGCCAGAGAUUAUUGCAGUGUAUUCGAUCCAGUGAUGGGUUCUCAGGGAGAAACUGUAUCUCUGGCUCUGCGGACUUCCAGAGCCUGGUUCCCAAGGUGGCCAGCCUCCUGGACAAGCUCCACUCAACCCGACAGCACCUUCAUCAGAUGUGGCACGGCCGUAAACUCAAGCUGGACCAGUGCUUUCAGCUGCGACUCUUUGAACAAGACGCAGAGAAGAUGUUUGACUGGAUCCGCCACAAUAAGGAGGUGUUUCUUCAGAAUCACACUGAAAUCGGUCGCGGUUAUCAGCACGCCGUGGAACUGCAAACGCAACACAAUCACUUUGCCAUGAACUCCAUGAAUGCCUACGUAAACAUCAACAGGAUCAUGUCGGUGGCCAGUCGCCUCGCUGAGGCCGGUCACUACGCCUGCACCCAGAUCAAGCAGAUAUCAGGUCAGCUGGACCUGGACUGGAAGAGCUUUGCUGCAGCUUUGGACGAGCGCUCCACCAUCCUCACCAUGUCCUCCGUCUUUCACCAAAAAGCAGAACAGUUCCUGUCCGAGGUGGAGGCCUGGUGCAAAGUGUGCAAUGAAGGAGGUCUGCCCACUGAGAUGCAGGAGCUGGAGGUGGCCAUUCACCGGCACCAGAGUCUAUAUGAGCAGGUCACCCAGGCCUACACCGAGGUGAGUCAGGAUGGUAAAGCGCUGCUGGACGUUCUCCAGAGGCCCCUGAGUCCCGGCAACUCCGAGUCGCUUACGGCAACGGCAAAUUAUUCCAAAGCGGUCCACUGCAUCCUGGACGUGGUUCACGAGGUUCUGCAUCAUCAGCGGCGCCUGGAGAACAUUUGGCAGCAUCGAAAAGUGCGACUGCAUCAGAGGCUGCAGCUGUGUGUGUUUCAGCAGGACGUCCAACAGGUGAUGGACUGGAUCGAGAACCACGGGGAGGCCUUCCUCAGUAAGCACGUCGGAGUGGGCAAGUCCCUCCACAGAGCGCGGGCCCUGCAGAAGAGACACGACGACUUUGAGGAUGUGGCGCAGAAUACAUACACCAAUGCAGACAAGCUGCUGGAGGCCGCGGAGCAGCUGGCUCAGACCGGAGAGUGUGAUCCAGAAGAGAUCUACAAAGCAGCGCGACACUUAGAGGUUCGCAUCCAGGACUUUGUGCGACGAGUGGAGCAUCGGAAGCUUCUGCUGGACAUGUCCGUGUCCUUCCACACGCACACCAAAGAGCUGUGGUCCUGGAUGGAGGAGCUACAGAAGCAGCUCUUGGACGAUGUGACGUGUGACUCUGUGGACUCGGUGCAGACUCUGAUCCAGCAGUUCCAGCAGCAGCAGACGGCCACGCUGGAGGCCACGCUGAACGUCAUCAAAGAGGGGGAGGAGCUAAUGCAGCAGCUCAGAGAUGCAGCCAUGUCCACCAACAAAACGCCACACUGCAGUUCCAUCGCACACAUCCAGGGGGUGCUGCAGCAGCUGGACGAGGCGCAGGGUCAGAUGGAGGAGCUUUUCCACGAGCGAAAAAUCAAACUGGACAUUUUUCUUCAACUACGCAUCUUUGAGCAGUACACUAUUGAGGUGACAUCGGAGUUGGACGCCUGGAACGAGGACCUGUCCCGGCAGAUGGGAGACGUGGGCCGCUCUGGGGGAGGCAGCGGCAGCAGCAGUGGGGGCAGCAGCUCCUCCUCGAGCUCCUCUGAGGACAUAGCGUUGGCCGAGCAGAGGCUGAAGCGACACGCGGAGAGAAAAGCCGCAAUGAACAACAUGACGUACGAAGUGAUGCAGCAGGGUCAGGACCUGCACCAGUACAUCAUGGAGGUCCAGGCUUCAGGGAUUGAGCUGACCGGGGAGAAGGACAUGGACCUGGCGGCUCAGGUCCAGGAGCUGCUGGAGUUUCUUCAUGAGAAACAGCAGGAGGUGGACCUCAGCGCUCAACACAACCACACACGACUGGAGCAGAGCCUACAACUGCGCCACCUACAGGCCGAAGUCAAACAGGUGCUGGGCUGGAUCCGUAACGGCGAGUCCAUGCUGAACGCCAGUAUGGUGAACGCCAGCUCGCUGUCGGAGGCGGAGCAGCUGCAGAGGGAGCACGAGCAGUUCCAGAUGGCUAUAGAGUCUCUGUUUCACGCCAACUCUCUUCAGAAGACGCAUCAGAGCGCGCUGCAAGUCCAGCAAAAAGCAGAGAUGAUGCUCCAGGCCGGACACUACGACCCCGACGCCAUCAGGAACUGUGCAGAGAAAGUGGCCGUGCACUGGCAGCAGCUCAUGCUCAAGAUGGAGGACCGUCUCAAACUGGUCAACGCUUCUGUGGCCUUCUACAAGACGUCUGAGCAGGUUUGUAGCGUGCUGGAGAGUUUGGAGCAGGAGUAUCGUCGGGAUGAGGACUGGUGUGCCACUCAUGAGAAACUGGGAUCUUCAGCAGAGAGCGACCAUCUCCAUCCUCUGAUCAGCAAACACCUGGAGCAGAAGGAAGCCUUUCUGAAGGCGUGCACUCUGGCUCGGAGGAACGCAGAGGUGUUUCUGAAAUACAUUCACAGGAACAACGUGAGCGUCCCCGGAGCUGCCAGCCACCCCAGGGGCCCCGAGCAGCAGGUCAAAGCCAUCUUGAACGAGCUGCUGCAGAGAGAAAACCGGGUCCUUCACUUUUGGACGCUGAAGAAACGGCGGCUGGACCAGUGCCAGCAGUUUGUGAUGUUUGAGCGCAGCGCCAAGCAGGCUCUGGACUGGAUUCAGGAAACGGGCGAAGUUUACCUGAGCUCACACACGUCACCGGGAGACGGCGGCGAGGACACACAGCGGCUGCUCCAGGAGUGUCACCACUUCAGACUGUCCGCCAAGGGGUCUCACACCCUGCUGCUCUCCUCCGCAGGGUUCGAGGACAGUGUGGAGGCGCAGGGGGAGCUCAUCCUUCAGGACAGCUUCCAGGUUUGGGAUCCUCGUUCCCUAAUCAGGAAGGGACGAGAUCGACAUCUCUUUCUCUUUGAGUUCUCAUUAGUUUUCAGCAAAGACAUAAAAGACGCAGCAGGACGUACCAAGUACCAGUACAAGAACAGACUACUGACAUCAGAGAUGGGAAUAACUGAACACAUAGAAGGUGAUCCGUGUAAAUUUGCCCUGUGGUCUGGAAGAACCCCAUCUUCUGAUAAUAAAACUGUGUUGAAGGCUUCUACUAUAGAAGUAAAGCAAGAGUGGAUAAAGAACAUUCGGGAGGUGAUCCAGGAGAGGAUGACCCUGAAAGGAGCCCUGAAGGAGCCUCUGCAUCUGCCUAAGACACUGAGCAAACCCAGGAAGAGGGAGGGAGUGGAGGACGGGGACAGUCAGGGAGACGGCAGCAGUCAGCCCGACACCAUCUCCAUCGCCUCCAGGACGUCCCAGAACACAGUGGACAGCGACAAGGUAAAGCCCCCACCUCCACUCUGCACUACAGGGGUCCUGAGCCUGCUGUGGGCCUGUGUCUGCUGUGGGCCUGUGUCUGCUGUGGGCCUGCUGUGGGCCUGCUGUGGGCAUGAGUCUGCUGUGGGCCUGUGUCUGCUGUGGGCCUGCUGUGGGCCUGCUGUGGGCCUGUGUCUGCUGUGGGCCUGUGUCUGCUGUGGGCCUGCUGUGGGCCUGCUGUGGGCCUGCUGUGGGCAUGAGUCUGCUGUGGGCCUGCUGUGGGCCUGUGUCUGCUGUGGGCCUGUGUCUGCUGUGGGCCUGCUGUGGGCCUGUGUCUGCUGUGGGCCUGCUGUGGGCCUGCUCCUGUGUCUGCUGUGGGCCUGCUGUGGGCAUGAGUCUGCUGUGAGCCUGUGUCUGCUGUGGGCCUGCUGUGGGCCUGUGCCUGCUGUGGGCCUGCUGUGGGCCUGCUGUGGGCCUGCUGUGGGCCUGCUGUGGGCCUGCUGUGGGCCUGCUGUGGGCCUGCUGUGGGCCUGUGUCUGCUGUGGGCCCCCUGCUGUGUGCCUGAUGAGUGCCUGA